CUCCUGAAGAACUAGUAAAAUUAACCACAGGCCAUGGCUCAGCACUUUUUUGGAAACUCAGACUCCACUUUGCAGUCAACACCCAAAGCUGGUCAUCACUGUGCAUCAGCAAAGGUGCCAGAUGAGGGCCGUAAUGCAACAGGCGAAGCACUGUCAUUUGUUAGCCUGGACAACAGCACUGAGCAGCAGAGUGAGGACUCUGGUAUCGGUGUUUCAAAAACCUCAACCAGAAGUUCACCGGUCAGCAGUGCUAUGGAAGACAUUGGCCUGUUAUCUCCCACAAAUUCAAGUAUAGAUGAGAUUGGAAAGAAAGCACAGGACCUCAUCGAGGGAAUCAAUGAGAGACGGGCCGUGGACCAACACGUGAUGGACAGCUUUGAAGAAAAACUCAUUAAAAAUGUGCGUGAGGUGUGUCAGCAGGUGAAGGAGCAGAUGUUUGUCUUUUAUGAACAGCACAGUCAGGGGAUGGAGGCCAGUAUUACCGAGCUGUCCGAGGUGCUUGAUCGGAGCAGUCAGCUGAGUUUGGAGCUACAAGGAGCCAGUCAAACCCUGGCAGCCAUUAACAAGGGCCUGCAGCACAGCACUGAGCAACAGAUACACAACUGAGCAGUCCAGCGAUAACAGAAUAUGAAGAGUCUCAAAGGCAUGGUACACUUAUGGAAGAACUUUGACAUGAGAAAUGUAUUUGGUCUAUGGUUCUCAGUCUAUGAAAA
Messenger RNA from Myxocyprinus asiaticus (Chinese sucker), 713 nucleotides. RefSeq names its product synaptonemal complex central element protein 2-like. Gene Ontology annotation, biological process: synaptonemal complex assembly. Gene Ontology annotation, cellular component: central element. The record is from RefSeq and is a predicted model, not a curated record. The transcript is spliced from 5 exons. The coding region runs from base 34 to 606 and encodes 190 amino acids. NCBI's taxonomy places the organism in Eukaryota, Metazoa, Chordata, Actinopteri, Cypriniformes, Catostomidae.